This is a messenger RNA of Cherax quadricarinatus, 534 nucleotides long. RefSeq names its product pro-resilin-like. NCBI's taxonomy places the organism in Eukaryota, Metazoa, Arthropoda, Malacostraca, Decapoda, Parastacidae. Gene Ontology annotation, cellular component: extracellular matrix. The record is from RefSeq and is a predicted model, not a curated record.
UUAACUGUCAACAUGACUAUUAAGGUUGUAGUGGUGGCUGUCGUUGUGGCUGUUGCCUUGGCUCGUCCGGAACUUGUGCAGGAAUACGUGGCUCCAGCUCGCCCUGCACCCUCCUACAAUGUCCCCGCUUAUCCAAAAGUAUCCAACUCUGCUGCAGCUUAUCCUGAUAGUCCUGCACAAUACAACUCACAGUUCACCGUGAAAGACGACUCCGGAAACGACUUUGGUCACCAAGAAUCUCGCGACGGCUACGACACUAAGGGUACAUAUUAUGUCCAGCUUCCCGACGGUCGCGUACAGAAGGUGAAUUACGUCGUGAGUGGCGACUCCGGCUUCGUACCUCAAGUAAGCUAUGAGGGAGAGGCUCAGUACCCAGCCUACCAACCUACCCAGGCAUACAAGACAACCCCAGCCUACCAACCCACCCCGCCAAAAAGCCUGCUAAAACCUAUAACCCUGAGCCAACCUAUGCAUAAAUUAAACUUAAUUAUCUGUUAUUAUUUAUUAGAAUUAUUGCAACGAGAGCUUGAAUAA